AUGGCAACUGUAGGUCGGAGGGGGGCCCCUCCGCCGGCUUCGAGCAGCAGCAAGCGCCUCCCGCGACCACCCGACAGGCCUCUAAACUUAAUGAGUGACAGAAGAGUGUUUAGAGGUGCUCCUUUUAAGUUGCUGCAGAAGCAAGAGACAGAUUCUUCUGCCUCUCCAAUAUUGAUGAGGGAGAAGUUGUUAAGAGCACAACGUGCCUCUGUUCCUUCUCCCUUCCUGCAUCAGCAGCAGCAGCAGCGCCAGCAGGUGCAGCAGCAGCAGCGUCAGCAGGUACAGCAGCAGCUGCAGCAGCAGCGUCAACAGCAGCAGCAGCAGCAGCAGCAGCAGAGUGGGACUCGUAUAUGUUCUGCUGCAGCAUCCGCUUCUCUUCCUUCUUGCCAUCCUCCAUCAUCAUCAUCUGCUGCUGCUGCUGCAGCAUCUGCUGCUGCUGCUGCUGCUGAUAGUGUUGCUGCUGCUGCUGCAUCUAAACAAGGAAAAGAGGUGGCGCUGCAGACAGAUUGUCAUGUAGUGCAGCUAGCAGCAGCAGCAGCAGCAGCAGCAGGACCAGAAGCAGAAGCACAGACAGAUAUAUUCAAGGAUCGUCCUGUCUCUCCUUUCUUAGCAAUAAGGGCAGAAGUUGCGGAUAUAUCUACACAGAUACAAGAAGGGGACUUAUUUAACUUCGAUGUGGAGGUCGUGCCGCUUCUUGAAGUGUUGGUAGGGAGAGUCAUUGAACAAAGUCUAAAUGAAGUAUUACAAGAAACAGAAAUAGAAUUAAUAAAACAACAAAGAGAAGCAUUUGAGAGGGAAAGACUCCAACAACUAAUUGCUGUUCAAUCUCUUGAGGCAGCAGAACAACGAAGACAACAAGAAGCUGGUAUAUAA
Molecule: messenger RNA, 873 nt
Organism: Eimeria maxima
Lineage: Eukaryota; Apicomplexa; Conoidasida; Eucoccidiorida; Eimeriidae
Exons: 6
Coding region: 1-873 (290 amino acids)
Cellular component (GO): cilium
Source: RefSeq, a predicted model, not a curated record